AUGUAUUUACUAGUUUUUUUGUGUUUCACUUAUGAGGCCCUUGGUAAUGAAGUUUUGUUUGACUCCUCGUUUACCUCAAAUAGCUUUACGACUAGUGAAGGUUAAUAAUUAUUAUGAUAAAUAGGAUGGAAUGAAUUUUAAAGAUAAGGCGUAAGCUUCAACAUUGGGGCUUAUUAGAGUUAAAACUAUUUUGGAUUGAAUACAUUCGUAGGAUCAUUUUUACACAACGAUGGAAUAUCUAAAAUGUUCUAUUCAUUGCCACCCCAUUAUGCAAUCAGAGUUAAAGGGACUACAUUAAUGUAAUUACCACUUGUUAUGAAAGUAAAAUAACUGGAAUUUAUGCAUAAAACAUGGGAGGAGUCCUGAUUGAUGGCAAAAUUUCCAUAACCAAAUUUAUGAGAUCGUACUAUCAGGAUCCUAAUAACCCGUAAAUGUAUUUAAAAGGUGAAUUUGAUGUAACUGAGCUUCACUAUGCCACUUCAGCCUUAAUUUAAUUGGAAUUUGGGAAUAGUAACGAAGGUUACAAUGUAACAUUUGGCUUAAGAGACUUUUACUUUUAUAUUUAAAAAUGUCCAAGUGGAUGCGAAUCAUGUGAUAAUGCUAUUGCUUGUAACAGUUGGAAACUGCAAUAUAGAUCAUUAACCAAUCAACAAUUUUCGACAUUUGACACAGAAGGAUGGUAAAUAAGUACUAAGUUUAAUAAUUUGGACACAAACACUUAUAUGUCUCUAGAAAACUGUAUAGGUAAAUAAAAUUAAGUUUUUAGGUAAGAGCUUUGAUACAGUCUACUUUGGCUUUGGUUUAUUAAAUUAAUAAAUUACUAAAACCAUAGAAUUGCCUCUCCAUUAUAAAGUCAAGAUUUCCUAUCACUAGUUAUUAUACACUAUUAACCCUAAGUUUUCAUACAAUUGGGUGAUGGAAAUUGAUGGAUAAAUAAUUACAACUAAAACUUUUGGUUACAUAUUUGGUACGCCACCUCAUCUUUGUAUAUAUGUUUACCCUCCUGUUUCUAUUAAUGAGGGUCAAACUGGAGAAAUUUAUGAUUAAAUUAAUUUUGAAUCAAGUCAUACCAAACAAUUUUUAAACUAUGCCACUUAUCCCACUAAUUACAUAUUUAGUGAUUCAUUAAUAAAGUGGGCAAUACGAGAUUUUGAAGUUUAUAUCAAAAAAUGCCAUGCUUCAUGUUUAUAUUCCUGCAAAGGGCCAGGUCCUUAAGAUUGUGUAGAUGAUGUUCUUUAUAAGUUGUUUCAAUUUUAUUCUGUUUUUACAGAGACAACGUUUACUAAUAAUGAUGGUUGGCAAAUGAUAAAGGCAACUCCUUUAUCAAUUUUAAGAUGUAUGGAUAGUCUUGUCGCUGUUGGUACUAAAUUCUUUUAAGGGAGUAAUUACUUUCAAAAAAUCUAUUAUUUAACACAAACUCAUACUUCCGUUUCCAUAUCAUUUACUUUAUACUAGAUUGAUAAGUUUACAGGGGAAAAACUCUUUGUAUUGGUAGAUGAUGUUGAAGUUAAAUAAGUAUCCUUACUUCCAGUGACAAUUGAUGAUGGACUUCCUUUUUGCGGAGUCGAUACUGAUUACGACAAAAGAAUAGUUGUUAAUGUUACUGGAAUUGCUCAUUCAUAAAAAGUACUAAUUGUACAAUUAUACACUAAUCAAAUUGCAUCAGCAACUGGUUCUUGGGGAAUAAGGAACUUUGUAUUAACAAUAGAUAGGAAAUAGAUGCCAACUGAAUUUACAAAUUUGAAUUUAGAUAGCAAUGACUACAAGGACUGGGUAUUCACACCAACCACAUUUUAAUUAUCCCUUUGUUCUUCCAAAACCUUAUUCGGAGGCACUUCAUCAUUAGAUGAGAAUUCAAGUCUCAGAAAAAUCAUUAAAAAUAUCCCUGAACAUGAAAAAAUUAAAAUUGAAUUCAAAAUAGUACUAAAAGUAGUAAGUGAUAAAAAUAUCCAACUAGCCUUUGAUAUUGAUGGAACACGAGUAUUUGAAAAAUAUCUUCAAACUAAAACAUUGUUAUAUUGUGAUGCAUCUACUAACAGCAACUUUUACUCAAUAGAAGAAAUAUACGACCACAAAAAUUCUGAAGUAUUUUUGUUAAUUUCCACCAGUAAUUCUGUAGGUCUCAUGUGGGGUAUAAGAGAUUUUAAAUUAAGUUAUUAUCAAAGACAAAUCUACACAGGAUGA
Messenger RNA from Paramecium octaurelia, 2184 nucleotides. Lineage: Eukaryota; Ciliophora; Oligohymenophorea; Peniculida; Parameciidae. The record is from the annotation of a GenBank genome assembly.